Molecule: messenger RNA, 1668 nt
Organism: Chaetomium fimeti
Lineage: Eukaryota; Fungi; Ascomycota; Sordariomycetes; Sordariales; Chaetomiaceae
Product: Phox domain-containing protein
Exons: 1
Coding region: 402-1514 (370 amino acids)
Molecular function (GO): phosphatidylinositol binding
Source: RefSeq, a predicted model, not a curated record
CAUCAAGGUUCCUCCCAUCAAUCCUCUUUGUUUUUGUGUUUCCCACGCCUCAUGAGAUACCCCUUCAUUCCACUGCGUUUUUGCAUUAUUCGCUACCAUUAUACCAGUAUCCACUAGCCGUACCCGACCAAUUAAGCUCUACUUGUACAUACAAAGCAAGGCGACCCGGCCGCCCUCAGCUCAGACCGUCCGAACUCGAAACCGCCGUCCGAAACAGGCCGGCCAGCACCAACGGCCUUUCCCCGUGAUUGUCCGUAUCCUCAAUUACCUCUCCCAACGACGUACUCGAACUCCCGCCAUCCAAUCCAUCAAUCCCCAACCCCAAUCUCAAUCCCGCCACCCCGAAAUCCCAUCCACCAACCACUAAACCCAAAAGACAACCCACCACCGGCAACCCAACCAUGGCGCCACCCCUCGAGAUCUCCAUCCCCAGCACCUCCAUAAACACCCCCGCCGACAACAACAAAACCAAACCCCACACCCUCUACAACAUCACCAUCCGCCUGCCCCUGCGCUCCUUCGUCGUCCAGAAGCGCUACUCCGACUUCGCCGCCCUGCACCAAGCCCUGACCUCCCUGGUCGGCACCCCGCCGCCCUCCCCGCUGCCCGGAAAGUCCUGGUUCCGCUCGACCGUCGCCUCGCCCGACCUGACCGAGCAGCGCCGCGCGGGGCUCGAGCGCUACCUGCGCGCCGUCGCCGAGCCGCCCGACCGCCGGUGGCGCGACACGCCCGCGUGGCGCGCGUUCCUGAACCUACCUGCGGCUGCGGGGGGCGGUGGCGGUGGGGCGUCGGCGUCCGCCUCGGGGGUGAGCAUCGAGGCGCGCGUGCCGGCGAUUGGGCUGCGCGAUGCGAAUCUGGCGGCGGCGAGCGAUCCGGCUACGUGGGUGGAUCUGAAUAAGGAGAUGAAGCGGGAGCUGGGCGUGGCGCGCGCGGCGCUGGCAAGGAAGGAGCAUGCGACCGCGGACGGGGAGGUGCGGGAGGCUGAGGCCCAGGCGAGGAGGGCGCUGAUAAAGGCGGGCAGCCUGAUGGGGCCGCUGGAGGAGGGGCUGCGUGUGAUGAAGGAGAGUGGGCGGUUGGGCGGCGGGGAGUUUACGCGGAGGAGGGAUGCGGUCGAGGCGGCCAAGUAUGAGAAGGGGUUGCUGGAUCAGCUGGCCGCGGCGUUGGCUACGCGGGGGGGUGCGGGCGGGAGCAAGGAGCAGGGCGAGAGUGAUCGGGCGAAGCUGGUGGGCACGCGGAGGCCGGUCGGGCGGACGAUUGGCGCGCCGCUGCCGGAGACGGAGGAGACGAGGGAGCUGGACAACGCGGGCGUGCUGCAGCGGCAGAAGGUGGUCACCCAGGAGCAGGACCAGCGGGUGGGCGAGCUGGGCGCCGUGGUCCACCGGCUGAACCAGCUCGGCACGGCCAUCAACGACGAGGUCAUCUACCAGAACGGGCUGCUGGACCAGGCCAACGACGCGGCCGACAGCCUGGGCCGCAAGCUCGGCGUGGCUAACAGACGCGCCAAGAACCUGUGACGGGUACCGCCGCCUCCCAAAAAGAUGGAUUGGGAUAUGGAUGCUUCGUCUUCGGUUUCUGCUGGGAGUGGCUCGUCCGGGACGACUCUCGUUGCGGUGGCGGAGGAGAAGAUGGAAGAGCAACAAACGGGAGGCGGCGUAAUGAACGCCGUGC